Molecule: messenger RNA, 1612 nt
Organism: Papilio machaon (common yellow swallowtail)
Lineage: Eukaryota; Metazoa; Arthropoda; Insecta; Lepidoptera; Papilionidae
Product: myrosinase 1
Exons: 7
Biological process (GO): carbohydrate metabolic process
Molecular function (GO): beta-glucosidase activity
Source: RefSeq, a predicted model, not a curated record
AUAUUAGUUUUAGCCGCUGUGAUUAUUGAAGGACAUGCAGCGAUGAUCAACUUGGCUGGCGGUCCAAAGUCGAAUUACACUUUUCCUAAAAACUUCCUAUUUGGUGUGUCCACUGCAGCUGCACAAAUAGAAGGAGCUUGGAAUGAAGACGGUAAAUCUGAGAGUAUAUGGGAUCACUUAAUCCACACAAAUCCUAGUUUUGUUAAAGACGGUUCUAAUGCGGACGUAGCGGCGGAUUCCUACCAUUUGUAUAAGAGAGACGCUGAAAUGGUCCACGAACUGGGCGUAGAUAUAUACAGAUUUUCAAUAUCAUGGCCCAGGGUGUUACCUACAGGGCUCGCAAAUUUUGUCAACCCUUUAGGCAUUCAGUAUUAUAAAAACUUGAUUGAUGAACUUUUAAAGUACAAUAUUACGCCUAUGGUUACGAUAUACCAUUGGGAUUUGCCACAGAAGCUUCAAGAUAUUGGAGGCUGGACGAAUGCACAUAUAGUCGAUUACUUUACUGAUUACGCGAAGGUGUUGUUUGACAAUUUUGGUGAUAAAGUAAAAUACUGGGUGACAUUUAAUGAGCCGAUGCAGACUUGCCUGGAAGGCUACGGCGGUACCUACAGAGCUCCAGCAUUAAACCGCCACGGUGUUGCGGAGUACUUAUGUACGCAUAAUCUGUUGAAGGCUCACGCGAGUGUCUACCAUUUGUUCGAUACGAAUUAUAGGUCACUUAAUGGAGGUAAAAUUGGAAUGUCGCUGGAUUCUAAUUGGGCAGAACCCAAAACUAACUCACCGAGGGACAGGGAAGCGGCCGAAUUAUAUUUAAAAACACAUGUAGGAUGGUAUGCGCAUCCCGUAUAUUCAGCUGAAGGCAACUAUCCUCCAGAGCUCAUAAAACUUGUAGAUGAGAAGAGUCGACUUCAAAAUUACACCCGCUCACGUUUGCCUAAGUUUACACCAGAAGAAGUUGCCUUUAUCCGAGGUACUGCUGACUUCUUCGGUCUGAAUCAUUAUACAACGUAUCUUCUUAGUAUGGCUGACAAGGAAGUAGGAGCUAUACCGUCCCAUGAAAACGACGUAGGCAUUGUUAGAGUACAAGAUCCAAAAUGGCCUUCGAAAUCUUCGUCCUCUUGGUUGAAGGUCGUACCAUUUGGUUUCCGACGUCUGCUCAAAUGGAUCAGUAAAACUUAUAAUAACGUACCGAUUAUCGUGACUGAGAAUGGGUACGCGGACUUCAGCGGUAUUGACGACGCGGCGCGAGUAUCGUACUAUAGCCACUACCUGAACGCGCUACUGCACGCUAUCCACGAAGACCAUAGUAACGUGCACGGCUAUUUCGCGUGGAGUUUGAUGGAUAACUUCGAAUGGGAUGACGGUUACGUGUCCCGCUUCGGUCUUUAUCUGGUUGAUUUCAAGAGUCCUAACAAGACGCGGACGGCGAAGCACUCGGCCAAGCUGUACGCCAGCGUGGUGGCGUCGCGCGGCCUGCCGCCAGACUACGACCCCGAGGACUUCACCGCCUUCUCCGGCGCCAGCCUCCUCAUGCCCACCGUCCUGCCACUCAUACCUCUAUACAGGCUAAUGGUGUAACCUUCGUCAGCGCUAGUUAUUUUUGUAUAUAAAA